CAGCGGGAGCUCGGAUCACCCCGGGCUGGGCUGGGCCUGGCUGCUCCACCCAGACACACUCCGAACCCCGCAGAAAGGAAGCAGAGUUCGGCUGCGGAGCUGCGGAUGUUGACGGGAGGAAAUGCUGCGGAGCUCCGACCUAACCCGGGAUCCACACCAGCAGCUGGAGGCUUAAAGUGAACCGGUGGCGGGCUUGUGUUGACCAUCCGUCGGAAUGUUCCGGAGCUGAGGCGGCUGAUGAAGAUGGCUUCGGUUCGGAUGGCCGCUGAAGUUGGGACGGGACUUUGGAGAAGUCUUCAGCGUUUUCAGGGCGGUUUCGCAGCUUUGCGUCCGGUUUCAGUUCUUCACAAGGUUCAUCCACGACAUCCGUCACUGCAAAACUGUCCAGCUUUCUUCUCCAGUGCUCCCUCUAGUGACUUGUCUCUGAAGCACAAACAUGGCCGCCUGGUUCUGGAGGUGCCGUUGCCGUCCAGGAACGAGAACUGUCUGUUCUUCCUGCGGCCCAUGCUGAUGACGGUGGGAGACCUGAUCGCCGAUCUGAAGAGAGAGGACUCCGGAGCCGCGGCCUCCCUUCUCUCUGCAGACGGGCAACGUGUUGCCAACACGACGCUGUUGGACGCCCUGCUAGAGACGGACUUCCAACUCGUCAUCAACAAUCAAGUUUACAAUGUCAGCGCACCUGAGAAAGUGAUCACCUCCAGUGAGCAUGCCAGGGACAUGGAGGACAUGAAGCACGUGGUGCAUCUCCUGCACGCAGCGCUGCACCUGCCUGAGCACCACCUGCUGCAGGAGCGCCAGCUGCUGGAGAGGAUGGACAACAUCAAGCAGGAGCUGUCGCCUCUGGAGCAGAUGAAGGCGAAGCUGAGCCGGACGGCGGAGUUUCACACCUCCAGGGCUCUCUGGACCGGCAUGGCGCUGCUGUCUGUGCAGGGCGGCGCCCUGGGCUGGCUCACCUGGUGGGUGUAUUCAUGGGACGUCAUGGAGCCUGUCACGUACUUCAUCACCUACGCCACCAGCAUGGCCGCCUUCGCCUACUACAUCCUCACCAAGCAGGAUUACGUUUAUCCAGACGCGAAGGACCGACAGUUUCUACGUUACUUUUAUAAAGGCGCCAAGAAGAAGCAGUUCAACGUGGAAAAAUACAACAAACUGAAGGAUGAACUCGAACAGGUGGAAGAGGACUUGAGACGUCUGAAAUAUCCAAACCAGCUUCAGCUGCCGCUGGAACAGAUCCAGGCGAAGCCGUGAAAGACUGGAAGGACUGAGACUCAGAGACAAAUGUUUGUUUUAUGCUGAUAAUGCCAUAUUUUUACCUUAAAACAUAUAAAUCUGCAUUCUUAAUGUUAAUGCCAUAUUGUACCCCCAACAAAUUCACAAACAUUGAUAAUUAAAGUUUGCAUUUGAAACAUG
Poecilia latipinna (sailfin molly) is the source of this 1410-nucleotide messenger RNA. RefSeq names its product calcium uniporter regulatory subunit MCUb, mitochondrial-like. Gene Ontology annotation, molecular function: calcium channel inhibitor activity. NCBI's taxonomy places the organism in Eukaryota, Metazoa, Chordata, Actinopteri, Cyprinodontiformes, Poeciliidae. The transcript is spliced from 8 exons. The record is from RefSeq and is a predicted model, not a curated record. Bases 238 to 1248 code for a protein of 336 amino acids. Gene Ontology annotation, cellular component: uniplex complex. Gene Ontology annotation, biological process: calcium import into the mitochondrion; mitochondrial calcium ion homeostasis.